Messenger RNA from Bipolaris maydis ATCC 48331, 361 nucleotides. RefSeq lists its product as uncharacterized. The record is from RefSeq and is a predicted model, not a curated record. Lineage: Eukaryota; Fungi; Ascomycota; Dothideomycetes; Pleosporales; Pleosporaceae.
AUGUGUGUAAUGAUAAUUAUGACGAUUAUAACAGUCCUGAAUCUCUCUAUGUGUGUAUAUAUGUGUAUGUUUCCUGAUAACACGAAUACCGAAAAACCGAUACCCUCAAACCGACCAAAACCAAAACCAAAACCAAAAAGAAAACGCAAAGUGUUCAAUCAAGAACAAACAAAGAAAAGAAUAAGAAAAUACUCCAAAACGCUCGCGCUUUACCCGACCAAAUACCAAUUACAAAAAGGGACUCUGUGAGAAUGGUUAUACUCACACAACAGUAGCUUGCCCCCACCUAACCCCAAACGCUAACAAGAAUGCACAAUAAGAAGGAAAGAAGAGGACAAAAAAAAGCCGGUGAAAAAAAAGA